This is a messenger RNA of Micromonas pusilla CCMP1545, 1926 nucleotides long. RefSeq lists its product as uncharacterized. Bases 1 to 1926 code for a protein of 641 amino acids. The record is from RefSeq and is a predicted model, not a curated record. The transcript has a single exon. NCBI's taxonomy places the organism in Eukaryota, Viridiplantae, Chlorophyta, Mamiellophyceae, Mamiellales, Mamiellaceae. Gene Ontology annotation, molecular function: acyltransferase activity. Gene Ontology annotation, cellular component: endoplasmic reticulum.
AUGCGAGCUCCUCCGCGCGCGCCGUCCCCCCGCGCGAGCGCGGCGAGGACGCUCGAGCGGACCAUCGCGCUCGUCGUCGCCGUCGUCCUCAUGACCGCCGCGGUCGCGAAGGGCGCCGCGGUGUCCGCGCGGUACGAUCCGUCGCUGUCGCCCUCCGCGCGCGCGUCCUUCGCGUCCGCGGAGCGCUUUCUCGGGUUCGGCGGAAACGGCGGCGAGGAGCCCCACCCGGCGAGGUACGGACGGCACCCCGGGACGGACGUCCCGCGCCUGCCCGGGCUGACCCGCGGGUGGAUGUUCGGCGCGCGCGCGAACGACCUGUCGGACGCGCAGUGGAGAGAUUUCCGCGGCGGGCUCCCGAAGCUUCUCGCGCUCGCGGCGAUCACGACGCCGCUCGUGGCGCUCGUCCGACGCCGCGCGCCCAAGUCGUGGAUCGUCCCGUUCCACGUCGUCUACGGCCUCGCGUUCGUCUCUUACCUGCACGGGCUCGGGACGCUGUGGAUCCUCGCGCUGAUGCUCGCGCACUUUGUCGUCGUCGCCGCCGCCGCCGGGACGCCCCGCGUCGGCGCCGUCGCGACGUGGAUCAGCGGCGCGGCGUGCCUCGGUCUGUCGCAGUACCACGCCGCGCGAUGGCGCUUCGGCGACAUCGCCGCGUCGUUGGCGUGGAUGGACGGAGCGUCGUUCAAGGGCGCGAUGCCGCGGUGGUACAUCAGCUUCAACCUCCUGACGCUGCGGCUGAUCUCGUACGGGUUGGACCUGCACGCGCGGCGGUCGCGGUCGCGGUCGCGGUCGAGGCGGCGGGGGGACGCGGACGCGCGCGCGAAGAAAAACGACGACGACGACCUCGAGCCUCGCGCGCCCGCGCCCGCGAUGCGCGACGACGACGACGACGACGACGACGACGACGACGACGGCGCGCGCGCCGCGUAUGCCGCGAUCGUCGAGACCGCGUCCCCCGACGUUCGGUACUCGCUCGCGGAGUACGUCGCGCACGGGCUGUACCCGCCGCUGUAUCUCGCCGGGCCGACGAUCACGUUCAACGCGUUCGCGUCGCAGAUGUACGCGCCGCAGCGGACGUACUCCGCUCGCGGGGUGAUCACGUACGCGGUCGUGAAGUUUGGGUUGAUUUUGUCGCUGUGCGAGCUGUGGACGCACACGCAGUACGCGAACGCGAUCGCGAAGACGAGGGCGUGGACGUGGCGGCGGGUCGCGAUCGAACCCGGGGCUAGCCACGGCGGUGAUUUCGGUCCCAUGGAGGUGGGCGUCACGAGCUUGAUGGUGUUGAACUUCAUGUGGCUCAAGUUCGCGGUGAUGUGGAGAUUCUUCCGCCUCUGGGCGCUCCUCGGCGGCGUCGAAGCCCCGGAGAACAUGCUGCGGUGCGUGAAUAACAACUCGACGAUCGCGGGGUUUUGGCGCGGGUGGCACGCGUCGUAUAACAAGUUCCUCGUCCGGUAUUUAUACAUCCCUCUGGGCGGGGCGAAGUACCGAGUCUUGAACGCGUGGGUGAUAUUCGGGUUCGUCGGCGCGUGGCACGAUGAGAUAUCGUGGCGGCUGAUGUACUGGUCGCUCAUAUUCGCCGCGUUUCUCGCGCCGGAGGUUGGCGUCGUCGCGCUCGGGAACGCGCUCUUUCCGUCCGCUGUGUACAAAGAAACGUUCACUUAUCGUGCGUUACGGUCCCUCCUCGGCGGGCUGAACGUCCACGUCCUCGUCGCGGGGAACAUGGUCGGUUACGUCGUCGGCAUGGACGGACUCCGAGAGCUCGUGCGCGCGUACUGCGGAUCGGGGCUCGGGGACGCGGUUAGGUUUUUCCUCUGUUCCACCGCCAUGUGCGCGGCGGCGGCGUACCUCGGUUUCGAGCAGCGCGCGGGGGAGACGCGCGCGGUUUCUGCGGCGGCGGGGACGCGGUCUCGGAGGAAGAAGUCGAACUGA